UGCUCCGAUCGCGACGAAGACGGAGUCAGUAGUAAAGAUCUCCGCAUGGAGAACAUUCCCGUAUUACUACACAGAUACGAGGAUAAUUUGCCGGGACGGCCUUUCUUGAAAAAAAUGUCCGAAAUACGCGACGUUUCUUCCUGGUUCGGAGAAUUUUUCGCGUGUAGCGCCUCGAGGACGGGCCAACGGGCCCGCCGUUGGUGAUUUUUGGUUUUUAGUGGGUCCAAACAGGUGGCAAGUUCGCCGACUCGUCAGUUUGUUCCGGCAGCGACAAAGUGCAGUGUGUUCGUUUAAUAUUAGAAAGUGUUGUGAAACUCAACGGCGCGAAGUCCUCUUACAUAAUCCGUUUAAAAAAAUAGUGAUGGUUCUCUUCCUGACCGAAGGUAUAAUGGAAAUCGACGUCAUCAACGACCUGUAAAAAACAUUCGCUUCCCGGGAAAAGUAACUCGGAAAAACAAAAAAAAAACAAUUUUUCAAUACAACCCGGAGGUACGGCAACCUUCGGCCAUGCGCUCUAGCCAUCCUGUUAGGUCGAGGCCAGGAAAAAAAAGUGACUCGUGCGUCGUAAAAUGGACUCGCUUUCUGAUUUGUUCGGUGCAGGGGAUAGUUGGAGUACGGCAGGCGAUAGUCGGGAGGUGCUGAGGGGGGACAACGUUUCGGUCGCCGAUUCCACGACACCCCCGCCCCAACAGUCCGACGACAAGGAGGAUAAGAAGAGUUCGAAAUCUAUCCGAGCCCAAAUCGAGAUCAUCCCCUGCAAGGUUUGUGGGGACAAAAGUAGCGGCGUCCACUACGGAGUGAUCACUUGCGAGGGAUGCAAAGGAUUCUUCCGUCGAUCACAAAGCUCGGUGGUGAACUACCAGUGUCCGCGUAACAAGAACUGCGUCGUAGAUCGAGUGAAUCGAAACAGGUGCCAGUACUGCCGUCUUCAGAAAUGUCUGCGGCUCGGCAUGAGCCGUGAUGCUGUCAAAUUCGGAAGGAUGUCUAAAAAGCAGCGCGAGAAAGUAGAAGACGAGGUCAACUACCACAAGCAGCAGAUGAAGGAGGCGGCCGCAGCGCAAAUAAGGACGCAACGUGAUUCCGCCCCCGACAGUUCCGUAUUCGACUUACCUUCGCAAUCGACGGGAGAUCAGCUUCAUAACCCCUAUAACGGAGGAUAUUCCUACAGUACUGACCUAAGCACCUAUACUACCCCUUACUACACCAGCCAGACCCAAGUGCAGUCUAAUAAUAUAGCUGCGUACGAUAUUUCAGCCGACUACGCAGUAGACAGUACUACUGCUUACGACCCGCGACCGAUGGACAUAACAGAUACCGGGAAUAUCCUCAGCGCGAUGGUCAAUACAGGCAAUACUAACCCAAACGGUGGUGGUGGCGGCAGUGGUGGCGGUGGAGGGGGCAACUCCGGUGCAAACUCAAAAACUACCCUCUCCUUCAAACGCGUCAGCCAGACUUCGAGCAGUACCUCGCUCUCGGGUGGUACGAUGGUCUCCGUGAAGCAGGAGACGAGCGUAGAACCGCUGCUGUCCUCAUACGUCGACAGCACGACGUUCGUCAGCUCGCCGGGCGUUCAGCAGAGGCAGGGGGGCGGGGCGGGGUUGACGGCGGGUGACAUGCAGCAGAGUGGCGAAGAUUGUGAUGUAGCGUUACCCAAUCCGAACCAAAUAACCGAAAUAAUAUUGAAGACGAUAACGGAUGCCCACACCCGGACAUGUCUCUUCACCCUCGACCACAUCCACGAGAUGUUCAGGAAGCAGCACGACCUGACGCGGUUAGUCUACUACAAAAACAUGGCCCACGAAGAAUUGUGGCUGGAAUGCGCCCAGAAAUUGACCGGCAUCAUCCAGCAAAUCAUCGAGUUCGCCAAGAUGGUGCCCGGAUUCAUGAAGUUGUCGCAAGACGAUCAGAUCGUUCUCCUGAAAGCCGGAAGCUUCGAGUUGGCGAUAAUAAGAAUGUCAAGGUACAUGGACCUGUCGCAAAACUGCGUUCUUUACGGAGACAUGAUGCUACCUGCAGAAGCCUUCUACACAAACGACACGAACGAGAUGAAACUGGUUGCUUGCAUCUUCGAAAUGUCGAAAAGUUUGGCGGAGUUGAAAUUAACAGAAACGGAACUCGGUUUAUAUUCAGCGUGUGUAUUGCUUUCUCCUGGUAAGUAUCUAUAA
Molecule: messenger RNA, 2165 nt
Organism: Leptinotarsa decemlineata (Colorado potato beetle)
Lineage: Eukaryota; Metazoa; Arthropoda; Insecta; Coleoptera; Chrysomelidae
Gene: Hr3
Product: nuclear hormone receptor 3 ROR-beta
Biological process (GO): regulation of transcription by RNA polymerase II
Cellular component (GO): nucleus
Molecular function (GO): RNA polymerase II cis-regulatory region sequence-specific DNA binding; nuclear receptor activity; zinc ion binding
Source: RefSeq, a predicted model, not a curated record